Messenger RNA from Rhizoctonia solani, 279 nucleotides. RefSeq names its product GNAT family acetyltransferase. The record is from RefSeq and is a predicted model, not a curated record. The coding region runs from base 1 to 279 and encodes 92 amino acids. Gene Ontology annotation, cellular component: NatA complex. The transcript is spliced from 2 exons. Gene Ontology annotation, biological process: mitotic sister chromatid cohesion. Lineage: Eukaryota; Fungi; Basidiomycota; Agaricomycetes; Cantharellales; Ceratobasidiaceae.
AUGGCAACCGCUGCUGCUAUGCCCAUACCUACACCCGCUGGCGCGACUGCGAUUCCGGCAACUAUCUCGUCCCGUAAGACUGCGCGCCCUGCCGCCCGUAUCUCACUAGCCUCGUUGACUCCGAAUAACCUCGGCACACUCAGAAAACUUAACUCUGUUUUAUUUCCUAUUCGUUACUCUGAGAAGUUCUACAAGGAGGUCCUUGAGCCUGAGCUGGACGAAUUCUGUAAACUAAUCUAUUACAACGAUGUUCCUGUGGGGCGUAUGCAGUCGUAUUGA